Molecule: messenger RNA, 2646 nt
Organism: Notechis scutatus (mainland tiger snake)
Lineage: Eukaryota; Metazoa; Chordata; Lepidosauria; Squamata; Elapidae
Gene: TMEM143
Product: transmembrane protein 143
Cellular component (GO): mitochondrion
Source: RefSeq, a predicted model, not a curated record
GCUCGCUGCUCGAAUAGUGGACUUUUUUUUGGUCCGAAUUGGAUCUUGUAGUUAAAAGGGUUUGAGGGGUGUGUGUGUGUGAGAAGAGGGAGAAAAAAAUAACCUCAUUGGUUUGUAAAUUGGGGUGAGUGAGCGGGUUUUAAUUUCAACAGUUUGGAUAGCCUGAUGAUUUUGAUCAGUGACUUUUAACCCCUGUGGUUCUGUCCUGGUUGUGAGCUUGCUUCCACAUGCAAUUGUGGGUGGAGGUAGCGGGGAAAGUACCUUCUCAUUUGUGCACGGUACCUCUAUGUUAACUGAGUCUUCUUUGCCUGCAGCUUAUCAAAAAGAUAGAUUUGCUCUACUUGAUUUCUCAAAGCUUUCUUACAUUGGCUGCUUCAAAAAGGUGCCUGCUACAGCUUUUCAAGCAGUGUGGUUGCAAAAUAAUGUCAGUGUGAGGAAACUUAGCCAAGGAACAUGGAUAUACCUUUGCUGCCAUUUUUUAACUGUUAAGCUUUGGACUCUCCCAGAAUGCUGAGCAUAACCCGGUUAGCCCUGGGGAACAAGAUUAUAGGGUUGUCUUUGCGUGGUAAGGCCUCCCUUGCUGCCACGAUGGUGAAAUAUCGGAGGAUGCGGAAGCCAACAGAACCACAGAACUGGGCAGUGGAUUAUCAGGAGAAAUACAUCCCGUUUUCCAAGAGCCAACUGGUUGAAGCCCUGGUAAAGGAGUUUCACUCUUCUAAUCAUAAAGAACGCAUCUCAUUCUUGCAGUUUGUGUCUCAGGUGGACUCAUCCCUUGUACAUCAUUACUAUUCUGUUUUGGAGCAGCUACAGAAACACUAUACACCUAUUGAUCCUGACCGGGACACACUGCAGGAGUUCUGUUUGACAGAUGCUGAACGGUUAAUGAAAGAACAGAAAGUUUUGGCCAUGAUGGAACCACUGUUGGAUCAGGCCAACUUCAACAAGUUGUCAGAAGAAGCACUGGCUUAUGCACUGAUUGUCAAUCACCCUCAUGAUGAAGUCCAGGUAACAGUGAAUUUGGAUCAGUACGAAUAUAUUACCUUCUGGGCUCUUGGCCAACGGAUAGGACCUCUGCGAGUGAUGGCUGCAACUCGAGCCGAGAGGACCGGCUUAUUUGGCACUGCUCGGAUUCCUGCAGACAGGCAUUACUUCAAACGAGUUAUAGUGGCUGCCCGAACCAAGAAUUCCCAUCUGGUGCUGAAAUGCUUUAAGGACAUCCCUUUGGAAGGACUGGAGCAGCUGCUGCCCCUGGUCAAAGUCCGCACCUCCAUCUUCCACAGAGCCCUGCUCAACACCAUGCUGGUUGUGAGCGGCUUGGCCCUCUUUGUGAACGUGGGCAUGGUGGUGCUGUCCGACCUCAAGAUAGGCACCACCACCCUGCUCUUCCUGUUUGCUGCCUUGAUGGCCUUCCGGGCCUGGAAGGUCUUUGGCCAGCGAAGGAACAUCCACUCUCUUGAGCUGGUGCAUAUGCUGUACUACCGCAGCACCUCCAAUAACUCGGAGCUUUUGGAUGCCCUCACUCUGCGGGCCCAGGAGGAGCAUGCCAAGGAAGUCAUCUUGGCGCACAGUUUCCUCUUACAGCACCACCAGCAACAGCAACAGCCCUUGCCAAAGGAGACAAGGGUGGAAACAGACUCCAACCCUGUUGAACACGUGAGGAAGCAAGUUGAGGCUUGGCUGCACCUGCGUUCCGGGCUGGAAAUUAACUUCUGUGCCGAACGUGCCUGCCAGCAUCUCAAGGAAUUGGGAGUGAAGGGAGCAGCCCAUCCUGUCAUUGGAUAAGAGCUUCCUAGGAUUGUUUUAAUUGGUGUUUGGGGCUGUAAAUCAGCCUUGUCCCUGUGGUAUUGGGCAUGCCAGGUUUUGACGGCAAGAGGAUGCAAAGCUUAUUUUUUUCCAAAGGUUUAAGGGAACAGUGCCCCGUGGUGUAAUUAUUUGUGCCACAUGGAUCCUUAGAAGCUAUUGGAUGUCAGCUCCUGAGAUGUGCUUCCUUUUAGCACCAGAUUUUCUUUCAGAUAUCCCGUGGAAAACGUGCUGUAAUAUUAACAUUUGCAUGCUAUGAAAAUACUAUUUGGAGUACAACCUUAGACCUCAUUAUACAAAGCCAUAAUGCACCUCAGAUUCUCUUCUUUGCAGAGAGGAGCUUUCUUGCUUUUAAAAUAGCAGCAAUUUUUAUUAGGCACACUGGUUUUUUUUUCUUCCUUUGAGCUGUUUAUUUUUCUUUCCCCAAGGAACGAGUGGAAGCAGUUUACAUAUAAAAUGAGCACUGUGCAAAGCAGUGAGUCUCUUUUGCAUUUAGGGCGAGAUGAGUUUUUAAUAUCAUGUGCUAGCCUGCUGGGGGCAUUCCUGAAAAAUACAUUAAAUCACUUCUAUGGCACUUUGAAUUGUACAGUAUACACUUAAUGCCAAGCCAUAUCGCACGCUAGGAUUCCCUGCUCUAAUUUUUUUUUCCCUGCCAGUUUUACAGAGGUGGCAGAGGUUCAUGCUUUCCAUCCUGUGUGGUCCUGAACAAAAUAGCAAAUUUAGGUUAUCUGUGGAGGGGGAAAAAAUCCAACAGGUAAGUCCUGAGUUACUGGAAGAACAGAUCCCUCUUCCUCUCGGUGCAGUAAUUUUUACACUGAAACAUAAAUAUUUGCUCUUCAAAUUUGA